AACCAUACAUUACGUACAUGAACCUUCCCUUUUGUUUUCUCUCCUUAUAUUAAUCUCUUCCAUUUCUCAUUUUCAAAACUUUUUCCAAAUCUAAAAUAUGGCAUCUUCAUCUAGUAAUUUAGAUACCAAUAAUAAUAAUAUUAAUAAUCUCAAUGGUUUGAACUCGUUCAACCAUUUUUCCUUCUCAUCAACCUCUCACCCUUUCAUCAUGACCAGUUCUUUCUCUGACCUUUUAGCUUCUCCUCUUGAUGACAAUGAAAACACUAACAACAACAACAACUCAAGAAGUGAUUAUGGUGCUCCUAAGUUCAAGUCUACACCUCCUCCUUCUUUGCCUUUGUCACCACCUCUGAUUUCUCCUUCUUCGUGUUUUUCUAUCCCUCCUGGUUUGAGUCCGGCUGAACUACUUGAUUCGCCUGUUUUGUUGAACUCUAACAAUGUUUUGCCAUCUCCUACAACUGGUGCUUAUGCUGCUCAUAGCUACAAUUGGAAGAACAAUUCUGAGGGGAAUCAACAACUUGCGAAUUUCUCUUUCCAAACCCAACAAGUUCCUGCUGUUACUGCAUCCAACACAUCUUUUCAAUCAUCAAACGUUGGAAUUCAACAACAACAACAGCAACAGCCAUGGAGUUAUCAAGAAAGCACAAAGCAAGAAGGUUAUUCAUCUGGAACCAAUAUGAUGCAAGGUGAAAACAACAACAAUGCUGUGCAGAUUUAUUCUCCGGAGUUUGCCAAUGUUCAAAUGAACAACACCAUGAUGAACAACAAUGGAAUUCAAUCUGAUUACAACAACUACCAACCGCUGCAACAAGUUCAAACCUUGAGCAAGAAAUCGGACGACGGAUACAAUUGGAGAAAAUACGGACAGAAACAAGUGAAAGGAAGUGAGAAUCCGAGAAGCUAUUACAAAUGCACGUACCCGAAUUGUCCCACGAAGAAAAAGGUUGAGAGAUCGGUCGAGGGACAGAUUACUGAGAUUGUUUAUAAGGGUACUCAUAAUCAUCCUAAGCCUCAAUCUACUAGGAAGAACUCGUCGAAUGCUCUUGUGAUUGUUCCUGCUAAUGCCAAUGGAAAUGAAAUGCUUGAUCAACCGUAUGGUUCAUUUGGUAAUGGCCAAAUGGAUUCUGGUGCUACUCCUGAGAAUUCGUCGAUAUCAGUUGGCGGAGAUGAUGAUUUUGAGCAGAGUUCUCAUCAGAAGAGUAGAUCUGGAGAUGAUGAUGAUGAGCCUGAUACUAAAAGAUGGAAAACUGAUGGUGAAAAUGAGGGAAUUUCUGCACCUGGGAGCAGAACAGUGAGGGAACCUAGAGUUGUUGUUCAGACAACAAGUGACAUUGAUAUUCUGGAUGAUGGUUACAGAUGGAGGAAAUAUGGACAGAAAGUUGUUAAGGGAAAUCCAAAUCCAAGGAGCUACUACAAAUGUACACACCCAGGUUGUCCAGUGAGGAAACACGUUGAGCGCGCUUCACACGAUUUACGGGCUGUGAUCACAACCUAUGAAGGGAAACACAACCAUGAUGUCCCUGCUGCUCGCGGAAGCGGAAACAAUUCCAUAAACCGCCCAACGCCAAACAACCCUUCAAAUCCAAACAAUGCAGCCACUUCCAUUAUGCCACUACAGAGUCUAAGGCCACAGCAACCAGCACAAUUGUCCCAAUCCCUUCCCUUAAACUUAGACAUGCUGCAGCCUCAAGGAAACUACGGAUUUUCAAGGUUUUCGAAUCCAAUGGAGUCUUACAUGAAUCCACAACAACAACAACAGCAACAACAUCAACAACAGCAUCAGCAACAACAUCAGCAACAACAACAACAACAACAAAUGUCUGACAAUGGUUUUUCCUCUCGAGCCAAGGAGGAACCUAAAGAUGACAUGUUUUUCGAGUCAUUGCUAUGCUGAAUGGAUUCUUAUUCUUUCAUUUUUAGCAGGUAUAGCACCAAAAAGAAGGAUUUUAGAAUUUUAUUUAUUUUUACAAAUAAGAAAAAACUUCAUUCCAUUGAUUUGUUGGAUUUGUUUUCUUGGAAGUUUGGUUUUUUAGUUGUAAAUUUAUACAACCAUAGGUUUGGUAUAGUAUACAUUUCACAGCUUUUAUUUUCA
This is a messenger RNA of Vicia villosa (hairy vetch), 2092 nucleotides long. RefSeq names its product WRKY transcription factor WRKY24-like. The record is from RefSeq and is a predicted model, not a curated record. Bases 98 to 1894 code for a protein of 598 amino acids. Gene Ontology annotation, biological process: regulation of DNA-templated transcription. The transcript is spliced from 5 exons. Gene Ontology annotation, molecular function: sequence-specific DNA binding; DNA-binding transcription factor activity. NCBI's taxonomy places the organism in Eukaryota, Viridiplantae, Streptophyta, Magnoliopsida, Fabales, Fabaceae.